This is a messenger RNA of Anneissia japonica, 2758 nucleotides long. RefSeq lists its product as uncharacterized. NCBI's taxonomy places the organism in Eukaryota, Metazoa, Echinodermata, Crinoidea, Comatulida, Comatulidae. The record is from RefSeq and is a predicted model, not a curated record. The transcript is spliced from 19 exons. Bases 36 to 2660 code for a protein of 874 amino acids.
UUAAAAGCAAGUGCCGCACUUUGUAAUACAAGCAAAUGAAAGGUGUAUCUCUGAAAACUAAGAUGUUACUCCACAAAUGGAAAUACAUUGCAUGCUGGUUGUAUAUAUGUGCCAUCGUUGACCAUGGGCUGUCGCAAGGAAAUUACAGAGACGAUGGUAGGUGUGGAGCCGGUUUUCCUGCACCAAACGGCGAUGACGCAAUUUGCCCCUGUGAAUGCUGUUCUCAGUGGAAAUGGUGUGGACUUACUGACGGUCAUUGUUUAUGUGCCAACUGCUUUGAUCAGAGAAGUAUAUGCGGCCCACCCACAACACCACCACCAGGUAUGCUCUCGGCAAACUGUUAUGAAAUGGACAAUGGUGCCGACUAUCGAGGUACAGUAACUGUUACAGUCUCAGGUAAUACGUGUCAAAAAUGGACGUCACAGGCACCUCAUUCACACUCAAGAACAUCAGAAAAUUAUCCAGACACAGGUUUGGGCGAUCACAACUUCUGCCGUAACCCCGAUAAUGAGGAAACUGUUUGGUGUUAUACGACGAAUCCGUCAGUACGAUGGGAAUUAUGCGAUGUUGGUAGUCCAGCAGAAAACUGUGCUCCAACGGAUCCGGUAACAACACAACGAAUUACAACAGAUGAUCCGGCAACAACACGAGUUUCAACAGAUGGUCCACACGUGGUGAAUAUAGCUUGUCAAGAGGCAAUGGGCAUGGAAUCCUACGCAAUUCCGGAUAUCCAUAUUCAAGCAUCUAGUUCGAAGUCAUCAUCCCAAGGACCGCAUCGUGCGCGGCUUCACAUGCCAAGCGAUGGUAAUGGCGAGGCGGGAUGGCGAGCAAACGAGAACAACCAAGAACAAUGGAUUCAAACUAACCUAGGUGGAGUAAAAAUUGUUACCGGUGUUAUCACGCAAGGAAUGGCCACCAAAAACAAAUUGGUUACUGCAUUUGAGAUCCUCGUGAGCAUGGAUGGUGAAAGUUGGAAAACUAUUUUAGACACUGAAGGAAAUUCACAGGUUUUCGAUGGCAAUGUAGAUGACAACACACCAGUGACAAACAUGUUGCCAAAUGCUACAUUAGCACGCUACGUGCGACUUCAUCCAACAAGUUGGAAUGGCGGCAUAGGAAUGCGAUUUGAGAUCCUCGGAUGCUAUAAUUCCUCGUGGGGAAAGGUUGGGCCAAAUGUAUACGGCAAUCUCCCAGAAGUAUAUACAUGGGACGAAGCCAGUGGAGGUUGUGGAGUACUAGAAGCAAGAUUGCUCGACGGUGAUGAGUAUGACGCCUUUGGACACAUAAAUCCAGAAAACUGGACUGCAAUAUGGAUCAGUCACUCUUCAGAAUUUGAACUGGUCUUCAAAGCAGUAUCAGGUGCGACAUCAGAUAUAAUGGACCUAUUUACAUCAGCCGAAACCUUCAACGAUGGCCAGUUUGCAGCAAUGAGUCUAGAUUCAAGACAUACGCGUAGUUUUGUUAACGAACUGCUAGGACAUUGGAAUGACAGGAACAUACAAAAGGUGAAAGUGGCUCUUUACGAAGAUGGAAGUGAGGUCAUGCACAUGCUCUUCGACGGUGUUGGUUCAAAUCAUAUGAGUUUUUUCCAAAACCAGAACCUGAUAUUUUCACCCUGGAGUGACCUACACUCUUCUCAAACCAACUUCUUUAGUAUUGACGGACACGAACGUGCUUCUAGGAGGUGGUAUAUCAACAAAUCCCACGGUGGAUGCAGUAAUGAUAAUGGAUGGUUUCUUGUUAAACCGGGCAUACAGGUGGAUUGUCAAUACGAGGAAUGCAUUGUCUACCCAUGUUUUAUAUACAAUAGUAUGGAAACUGUACAGACCUGGGGAACUCUCAGUCAGUUUAAUAUAGAAGGUAAACCAGCUUCUCAGAGCAGUAUUGCGAGUAGUGGCGCAGCAGGGCGUGCUGUAGACGGAAACACAAAUGGAAACUAUGGGGCACGCAGCUGUAUGCAUACAGAUUUUAGAAGUUCUAAUUGGUGGAAAGUUGACUUGCAAGAGUCAUUAACAAUUUCAAGCGUUCGGAUUUACAACAGAGUUGAUUGUUGCAGUGACCGGAUGAUUGGAGGUGUUAUUCGCUUUGGAUUAAAUGAAGACAUUACCUUGAAUGCUAUGUGUGCAGAGACUGUCACAUCUGAGAAAGUCCAAAAUGGACCAGAAAUAAAUAUCGAUUGUGCAGGUUUAUUUGGGCGCUACCUUAGCCUGUCGAUUGAUAACGGUCAAUCUCUUCAGAUAUGCGAAGUCCAAGUUUUUCUCUCGACAUUUAAAAGAGCCAACGUCUUCGGUGUUUCUGUUCAACAUUCAGAUAUCACUCGGUUUUGUCGUAAACUCGAUUUUCGUGAUUUAUUUUUGGAUGAUAUCCCAUGCAAUCAACAAGUAUUCCCAGCCAUUUGUAAAGUUGACCUUGAUUGUGAGGUCAUGAAUGGAUAUUGUAGUCACGACUGCGUCAAUAAUGUUAAUGGUACAGUAUGUGCAUGCCCAGAUCCUUUGAUACUAGAAGACGAUGGAUUAACAUGUGUUGUGUUGGUUAUCAGAGAAGUGAUCUUGACAACUGCAAAAUGCUACUUCAAGAACAUUUGUUUUACAAUCAAAGCAAUAAAAAAAAAACGAGAAAAAAGCAAAGGAUAUAAUGUCAAUUUUUGUUUACUAUCAUAAUUCACUUAUUUUAAUCUAGUCGCAAUAGUGAUUCAAACACCGCAAUAGUUUUGGGGUAUAUUUUAUUUUAUUUUUGAGGAUUACGAAUAAAAUUCAAG